UGUAGUCAGUUCUUCAUCACUCACGCGCGUAGCGGCCAUCUUCCUUCAGCUCGAGACGAGACGACUGUUCCCUCAGACAUGUCCGAUUACUCCAGCGUGGCUCCGCCGUCUUCAAACUCCGGUGGAGGGAUGAAUGAUGCGUUUAAAGACGCCCUUCAGAGGGCCAGACAAAUUGCUGCGAAAAUAGGAGGUGAUGGGGUUGUUCCCCCUCCAACAGGCAAUGAAUUUGGAUAUGGAGGACAGAAAAGACCCCUUGAAGAUGCAGAUCAACCAGAAACCAAAAAAAUUCCACCAAGUGACCCUUUUUCUGCUGUAAUGGGAGGAAUGGGUGGCCCACCAAGGACUUUAUCAGAGGAUUUCAAAGUUCCAGAUGGCAUGGUUGGCUUCAUCAUUGGUAGGGGAGGAGAACAGAUAUCAAGAAUGCAGCAGGAAUCAGGGUGUAAAAUACAGAUUGCUCCAGACAGUGGUGGCAUGCCGGAGAGGUCAGUGACGUUAACAGGCUCACCUGAUUCCAUCCACGCAUAUCAGCGGCAGCGCUGCCACCUACUGAAUCAACAGCCAGGAGCUGCAAAGAGGUUACUGACAGAGAUUGUAGAUAAAGGCAGACCCUCCCCAGCUUUCCACCACAAUGAUGGCCCAGGAAAUUCUGUUCAGGAGAUCAUGGUCCCUGCCUCCAAAGCAGGCCUGGUCAUUGGAAAGGGGGGAGAAACUAUCAAACAGUUACAGGAACAAGCUGGAGUCAAAAUGGUUAUGAUUCAAGAUGGGCCACAAAACACAGGUGCUGAUAAACCACUCAGGAUCUCUGGAGAUCCUUUUAAAGUUCAGCAAGCCAAAGAUAUGGUGAUGGAUCUGAUCAGAGAUCAGGGUUUCCGGGAACAAAGAGGAGAGUAUGGUUCAAGAAUAAGUGGAGACAGUCUGGAUGUCCCUGUACCAAGGUUUGCAGUGGGAAUUGUUAUUGGCAGGAGUGGUGAAAUGAUCAAGAAGAUUCAGAAUGAUACUGGUGUUAGGAUUCAGUUCAAACCAGAUGAUGGCACCACACCAGAGAGGAUCGCUCAGAUCAUGGGGCCUCCAGACAGGGCACAGCAUGCAGCAGACAUCAUAACUGACUUACUGAGGAGUGUGCAGACUGGAGGGCCUCCAGGGCAUGGAGGCAGAGGGAGGGGCCGUGGACAGGGAAAUUGGAACAUGGGUCCACCAGGAGGCCUGCAGGAAUUUAAUUUCACAGUCCCUACUAUGAAGACUGGCCUCAUUAUUGGCAAGGGAGGUGAAACCAUUAAGAACAUUAGCCAACAGUCUGGAGCCAGAAUAGAGCUGCAGAGAAACCCUCCACCUAAUUCAGACCCAAAUAUAAAGAUGUUCACAGUGCGCGGAUCACCCCAACAGAUUGACUACGCCAGACAACUGGUUGAGGAGAAGAUUGGAGGCCCAGUUAGCCCGAUGGGUGGCCCUCAUGGUGGUCCUGGGCCCCAUGGAGGUCCUUCACAUGGCCCACCUGGCCCACCAGGAGCUCCUGCCCAAAUGGGACCAUAUAAUCCUGGACCCUAUGGCCAGGGUCCUCCAGGACCGCAUGGUCCUCAAGCACCAUACCAGCCUCAAGGCUGGGGCAAUGGAUACCCGCAUUGGCAGCAAGGACAGCCAGAUCCCAAUAAAGCAGCGGCUGAUGCUAAUGCCGCCGCUUGGGCAGCCUAUUAUUCUCAGUACCAGCAGCAACCACAAGGCCCCAUGACACCCACAGCAACUGCCCCUGGCACAACCCAAACCAACGGACAGGGUGACCCGCAAGCUCCAGGUCAAAGUGGACAGGCAGAUUACACCAAGGCCUGGGAGGAAUAUUACAAGAAAUUGGGUCAAGGACAGCCUCAGCAGGACUACACCAAGGCAUGGGAAGAGUACUAUAAGAAACAAGGUCAAGCUGCACCUCAGGCAGCGGCUGCAGCAGUGGCGUCUCAGCCAGGAGGUCAGCCAGAUUACAGUGCAGCGUGGGCGGAGUAUUACCGCCAACAGGCAGCGUACUAUGGUCAGGGUGCCCCUCAGUCAAUGGGAGCUGCUCCCCAGGCUCAGCAGGUACACUACCAAUAAACUCGCACAUCUCUCUCUUUCCUUUUAUUGCGUUUGGAUGUCUUAACUUAAAUGCCAUUUGGUAGAUGUGCAUGUGUACCCAACACCCAUCCUCCCCUUGGUGUAGUCCAAAUUUUUUUAAUUUUACUUUCACAGGUUUAGCAGGUUUCCAGACGAGUCAUCAAAGCAUCACUUAACCAAACUCUUUCCUCCUCCAGCAGGCUGCUUUUUUUUUACUUUAAAUUUUUAUUUUGGGAGGAUGAUGCAUUAAUGUUUCUGCUCUUAACAUGUUGUGUAUUUCUUAUGUAUUUCUUCUGCACAGGGCCAGUAAUGUGAAGCGGACAUAAAGUAAAUGCUACAUUGUCAGAAAAAAACCUUUGUUAAAUGUUUGGAUGCAGACGCCAUGAUGAAGAUCUUAAUUUCAUUUGUUUGAGUGUUUAGAUCGCAGACCGGCUCAAGUCAAGUGUAUAUAUAUAUAUUUUUGUUUUCUUUUUCCUUGUUUUCUGCCACUCUUGUAAAUGAACGGUUUGUUUUUAGUCGGGCAAUAUUGGUCAUUCCAGCUCCUGUAUCUCAUGUAUCUCACUAUGUAGUUUAAGACUAAACUAUAGUAAUUUACAUGUAAAUCAUCUCAGUUUUAAUAUGAUAUGCAUGUUGUGUUUUGCAAUAAAACAAAAUUAAACCUCCUGUGUUGGUAAGUGGGGUGCAAAGGUGGGGAAUAUUUUUUGUAAAUUUUAUUUCCUGUUUUAGGACAGGAUGGGGGUGUUAUGCCUGAAGGCACAAAUUUCUCACUCUAAAUUUAAAGAAUUGAAAUACUGCUCUCCUGGUUUUUUUUGUCUCUCUUCAACUUGUCUAUACUACCCAUGAUUUUUAUUUUGAUUCCUGGUCUAUAUUAAAGUCACAAGAUCAUUGGUCAUUUGAUAUUGCUUGCUUGAUGAAUGGAUAGUUCUGUUUUUAUACUGCAUUUUCUUGGUCAUUGCUGUGGAUGUAGGAAUAGACAGGUUAUCUGAGUCAAGGUGGCAUGGUGUUGGCAAGGUAUGUGACACAUAAAAUAACUCUUCAGUGCUGUAGUGUUGCUUAUUGUACUGCAUUUCAUCUGGUUUAAGGGUAGUGUGCACUGUUAAUGAGAGACAUUUCCUCCCUCACAGGCAAGUUUAGGAAGUCGGUAACAAGUAUGUGUUUUUACACAAACUGUUCUUUGAUAAUGUGACUGCAAAAAUGUUGCAAGUUAUUUUAGUUUUUGUUCUCCACGUUUGUUACUUUUUUCCAGGGCAGGUCAAGUAUUCUGAUCAACUGUUAUGCCUUGCAAAAUUAAUGUCCAUUUCCCAUAUUUUAAAUGUCUAAAUUCCAUCAGUUGUGUAUAUAUUUCUAUCAUUAUUGCUGGCCUUUCUAAAUCAUUUUGAUACAAUUAAAAAGCUCAAAUGUGAAAGUGGACUGUUCUUUUGUCUGCCUAUUGCCCUGUAAGCAUUCCUCCAGUAAAGGCCUGUAGGUUUAUGGAGACUCUGCCCUUCCACACCACUGAAAUGAGCUCUCCACUGUAAGUACAAAAUGUACCUGACUUUAUGGCCCAAUUUCUGUAUUGCUGUCAAUGCAUUGUCUUUGACGAACUAAAACGCAAUUAUUGAACGUAUCUAAAUGUUGCCCCUUUUUUUGGGUAAGUAUGUCAGGGCUGUAAUUUGAAUUUGACAUGCAUACAUGAUGAUGUCUUCUUGAGACUGAGACUUGACCCCUUUUCACAUUGGACUGUUAUUUUUGCCAUAACAGCUGUGUGUGAUAUUUGCAGAUUGAGAUCUUGCCAUGUUGUCAUUGUUUUAGUCAUUUAGGAAUUGUCUCAGACUUUUUCUUAUAAAACUAUGAACUGUACCACUGUGUUUUAGUCAGGGCAGUGCUGUGCUUCUGUCUAAAGCGGGGGGGGGA
Xyrauchen texanus (razorback sucker) is the source of this 3972-nucleotide messenger RNA. RefSeq names its product far upstream element (FUSE) binding protein 1 (gene fubp1). Gene Ontology annotation, biological process: regulation of DNA-templated transcription. NCBI's taxonomy places the organism in Eukaryota, Metazoa, Chordata, Actinopteri, Cypriniformes, Catostomidae. Gene Ontology annotation, molecular function: mRNA binding. Gene Ontology annotation, cellular component: nucleus; cytoplasm. The record is from RefSeq and is a predicted model, not a curated record. The coding region runs from base 79 to 2079 and encodes 666 amino acids. The transcript is spliced from 20 exons.